Manduca sexta (tobacco hornworm) is the source of this 1428-nucleotide messenger RNA. RefSeq names its product cyclin-dependent kinase 6 (gene Cdk4). Lineage: Eukaryota; Metazoa; Arthropoda; Insecta; Lepidoptera; Sphingidae. Gene Ontology annotation, biological process: regulation of gene expression; signal transduction; G1/S transition of mitotic cell cycle. The record is from RefSeq and is a predicted model, not a curated record. The transcript is spliced from 7 exons. Gene Ontology annotation, molecular function: cyclin-dependent protein serine/threonine kinase activity; cyclin binding; ATP binding. The coding region runs from base 194 to 1165 and encodes 323 amino acids. Gene Ontology annotation, cellular component: cytoplasm; nucleus; cyclin-dependent protein kinase holoenzyme complex.
CACCCAGCACUACAAUGUCGUUGAAACUUGUUAUUUAAUGAGCCAGUUUGUUUAUUUUUUUCAAAACUUAUUUAUUAGGUUUAUACAACGUGCAGCUGGUGUAUAAAAGCAAUAUCACAAAUAUUCUUGUUCUGAGUACUUAAGAUAUUCACUAUUAUUAGUGGGUAUUCUUUUAGUGCAAGAAGUGAAUAAUAUGUCAGCUUCCAGCAGUUCCCAAGCUGCGACUACUGUUACUUCAGUGAACGAUGUCAGUGCCCUGUUUCAGAAUGAAAAAAAAUAUGAAGAACUAAAUAUUAUUGGAACAGGCGCUUAUGGCACGGUGUACAAGGCGCGGGACCUGCACAACUCGGGUCAGAUAGUGGCGAUGAAGAAGGUCCGCGUGCCGCUCACGGAGGACGGCAUGCCGCUCUCCACCGUCAGGGAGAUAGCGCUACUGAGGCAGCUGGAGGCGCACAGGCACCCUAAUAUUGUCAGACUGCUGGACGUGUGCCACGGGGGGCAGGCAAUGGACCGCGAACAGCUGGUGCUGUACCUGGUGUUCGAGCAUGUUGAGCAGGACCUGGACUCGUACCUCAGCCGGGCUCCGGGGCCGCUGUCGCAGGCCAGGAUCAGGUGCAUGUCGUACGACAUCCUGUCGGGCAUCGACUUCCUGCACUCGCACCGCAUCGUGCACCGCGACCUCAAGCCGCACAACCUGCUGGUGACGAGCGCGGGGCGCGUGAAGGUGGCGGACUUCGGGCUCGCCAAGACUUACGACACCGAGAUGAAGCUCACCAGCGUGGUGGUGACGCUGUGGUACCGGCCGCCGGAGGUGCUGCUGGGCGUGUCGUACAACACGGCGGUGGACGUGUGGUCGUGCGCCUGCGUGCUCGCGCAGCUGCACUCGCGCCGCGCGCUGCUUCCCGGCGCCGCCGACACCGACCAGCUGCACCGCAUCUUCCGGCUGAUCGGCCGUCCGCCGCGCGAGCAGUGGCCGGAGAACGUGUCGGUGAUGAUCGACAGCUUCCCGGACUACGAGCCGCAGGACCUCGCCGACGUCAUCCCCGGGAUCACGCCUCUCGCACUCGACUUGAUCAAGGGUAUGCUGGUGUUCGAGCCGUCCAAGCGUCUGACCGCCAUGGACUGCCUCGAGCAUCCGUACUUCACUGAAGAACCGCUUAUGUAAUGACGACCGAUGCACCUGCUCGUGAGGUGUGGACAGCAGACGUAUGAGGACCAACUACCAACUACGGAAACCAGAUAAGUCAAGUUUUGAAGUGAAUAAAUGUAAUAGGAGCCUUAGAAGAUCAAUACUUAAUACCGCCUCGUCACCAUGAACGCUCGAGUCUUUGAAACUUUGAGUAGCCCAUUGAAAUGUUCAUGAGCUUUGCAUUUUUUAGAGGACGCAAUUUUAUUUUUGGGACAUGUGUGGGGGGUCAAUAGAUGCUU